Molecule: messenger RNA, 1696 nt
Organism: Acromyrmex echinatior (Panamanian leafcutter ant)
Lineage: Eukaryota; Metazoa; Arthropoda; Insecta; Hymenoptera; Formicidae
Product: nardilysin-like
Molecular function (GO): metal ion binding
Source: RefSeq, a predicted model, not a curated record
UAUAACUGGAAAGCUUGAUUUUAAUUAUAAUGCAAAAGUUAUUAAAAAAUAUUUGAAUUACUUGACGCCUGAGAUGGCGAAUAUUAUGAUUUUCUCCAAGGAUUUUAAUGAUUUCGAAUUAAAGAAAAUUGAACCAUGGUGGCAAACGGCAUAUACGGAUAUUGAGAUACCGAAAGUGUGGAUCAAACGUUGGAAAGUCAUCGAGCCAUUACCAGAAUUUUUUUUACCAUCACCGAAUAUAUUCCUUACCAAGAACCUUUGUCUAAUGCAGAUACCAAAUGAACAAAUUGAGAAAUAUCCUAUAAAAUUAUACUGUAAUUCUGUGUCGGAGAUUUGGUAUCACCGGGUUCCUAAGAUUCGUUUGCCGAAAUGUUGUAUGCAUUUCAAUUUUAUUUCCCCUCUAAAUUAUCAGUCGUUGAAGAAUGAUGUUCUCAUACGCAUGUACUGCGAACUAUUGAAACAGCUAUUAACCGAAAAAUUAUAUCCAGCUGAACUAAUUGGAUUUAAAUAUGAAAUCAAAUUCCUUCAGAAUGAAUUUACAUUAAAAAUAAGCGGUCUUACUGAAACACUGCCAGUUGUUGCGGAUACUUUUGCACAAGGCAUGGUGAAUUGCACAAGCUUUAUUACGAAGGACAUAUUUGAAAAUAUCAAAAUUCAACAAAUUCAGAGAUUUUACCAGGACGUUAGUGAACCUAAGAUUUUGAUCAACGACAUGGCAUUAUCGAUACUAAAACUCAACCAUCAUUCACAAAUUGAUAUGUACAAUACUGUACAGAAUAUCACUUUGAAAGACUUUCAAGACUUCGUGAAAUCCUUUACCGAACAUCUAUACAUUCAAUGCCUCGUGCAAGGAAACAUGACGCCGUCUGCUGCAAUCAACACAGUACAGCAAUUUAUUAAAACAAUUAAUUGUAGCCCUUUACACCCAAAUUCGAUACAACAGUUUAGAAGCAUUCAGAUACCAUUGGGCAUAAGCUAUUACAAGAUUAAAAAUAUCGACAAAUUAGAUGAAACUUCCGUGAUAAAAAAUUAUUAUCAAGCCGGUGUCAACACGAUUGAAUUAUCGACAUUAAUCCAUCUGAUAAGCUACAUAAUGAACGAUAAAUUGAACGAAGCAUUGGUCCUCGCAGAUAAAUUUGAACAUGCCACAGUCAACGUUGUAAACUAUUACGGAAUUUUAGGAUAUUCCAUUACUGUUUGCACUCAAGCACAUAAAUAUAGAACCGUGUACGUUGAUAAAAUAAUCGAUGAAUUUUUGAGAUUGUUUAAAAACAAUUUUGAAAAGUUCACAGAAGAGGAAUUGGAUGCUUACAAAGAAAUGUUCCUAAAAUCUAGAUCACAUGACGAUGUCAAUAUUGAAGAGGAAGAAAAUUGGUAUCAGAUCCUACAUCAUACUUACAUAUUUGACUUUCAUGAACAGCAAAUACUUGCUCUAAAGGAUAUAAAUGUUAAAAAGCUGAACGAAUGGCUUGCAGACCACACAUCGAACGGAAGUAAUUUCAGAAAAUUGAGUUUGCAUAUUGUGGGAACUAUUCCCAAAAAAGCGAAAUACGUUAAUUUAGAAUAUAUAAACGACGAUCAUCAGCAGUACAAGCUAAAUGAAUAUCAUUAUAUUACUAAUGUAGAAGAUUAUAAGAAAAAACUUUUCAUAUUUCCAACUGAGCGUUCCAACAAAUCCCUUCAGAGCACAGAAUAA